GGAAAUUGUGAUCAGCUACAAUCAGUCUUAGGUGAACAAAGAGUAUGUGGGGACUGUUGCACUGGAAAAAGACUGAAUUAUUUACAUCUGAAAGAACAAUUGUACUGGUUACUGUUUGGUGGCUCAUAACUAAGGAAAGACUGCGUAAUUAAUUUGGAAGCGCUUCCAGGAGGAAACGUGGCUUCCAAAGCAGCUGAGUCCAGCACCUUAAGGAAUGUCACGCAAUAGUUGCUGAACUAACUGGCACUGAAAGGGACAGAAAAAGAUGGCAGUCCAUAUUUGAAAUAAACACGUGGACUCUCGCUGAUAAGAAACCAUGUCAAAAAAAGGACGGAGCAAGGGCGAAAAGCCUGAGGCACUGAUUGUUGCCCUACAGGCUGCCAAUGAGGAGCUCAGGACUAAGCUAACAGACAUUCAAAUUGAGCUGCAUCAGGAGAAAUCUAAGGUUGCUAAACUGGAAAGAGAGAAGACUCAAGAAACGAAGCGUAUUCGUGAGGUGGAGCAACGCAAGCAGACGGUGCAGAUCACAGAGCUGAAAGCCAAACUCCAUGAGGAGAAAAUGAAGGAGCUGCAGGCUGUGAGGGAGAACCUCAUCAAGCAGCACGAGCAGGAGAUGACGAGGAUGGUGAAAGUCCGCGAUAGUGAAAUCCAGCGGCUGAAGUCGGCGCUGUGCGCGCUGCGCGAUGGCAGCAGUGACAAAGUGCGCACAGCGCUGACCAUCGAGGCUCGCGAGGAGGCCAGGAAACAGUUCGACUCGGAGCGCCUCAAGCUGCUGCAGGAGAUCACUGAGCUCAAGUCUGCCAAGAAGCAGGUGGAUGAGGCCCUUAACAAUAUGAUCCAGGCCGAUAAGAUCAAGGCAGGCGAUCUCCGGAGUGAGCACCAGUCCCACCAGGAAGCCAUUUCCAAGAUCAAGUGGGAGAGCGAGAGGGAUAUUCGACGCCUGAUGGACGAGAUCAAGGCUAAAGACAGGAUCAUAUUUUCUUUGGAGAAAGAACUGGAGACACAGACAGGCUAUGUGCAGAAGCUGCAGCUGCAAAAGGAAGCUCUGGAUGAACAGCUCUUUUUGGUGAAGGAGGCAGAAUGUAACAUGAGCAGUCCCAAGAGAGAGAUCCCAGGAAGGGCUGGAGAUGGUUCAGAGCACUGCAGCAGCCCUGACUUGCGCCGGAGCCAGAAGAGGAUGGCGGAGCUGAACGCCACCAUUCGGAAGCUGGAGGACCGGAACACGCUGCUUGUGGACGAGCGGAACGAGCUGUUGAAGCGUGUCCGAGAAGCUGAGAAACAAUGUAAACCUCUUCUGGAAAAGAACAAGUGCCUCACGAAGAGAAAUGAUGAACUUAUGCAAUCUUUGCAGCGCAUGGAAGAUAAACUCAAAGCAGUCACUAAAGAAAAUAUAGAAAUGAGAGAAAAAAUAACAUCACAUCCUCCUCUAAAGAAAUUAAGAUCUCUCAAUGACCUGGAUCAGGCUAAUGAGGAACAAGAAACGGAAUUUUUGAAGCUUCAGGUCAUAGAACAGCAGAACAUAAUUGAUGAGUUAACAAGGGACAGGGAGAAACUCAUUCGUCGGAGAAAGCAUAAAAGGAGCUCAAAACCAAUCAAGAGACAUGUGGUGGAUACAGUUUUUGGGUAUGAUGAUGAUUCUAUGGACUCUGAGACAUCCUCUGUGGCCUCAUAUAGAACAGACAGGACACCAGCAACCCCAGAUGAUGAUCUAGAUGAGGGUUUAGCAGCAGAAGAGUCAGAGCUGCGGUUUCGACAGCUGACAAAGGAGUACCAGGCCCUGCAGAGAGCAUAUGCACUGCUGCAGGAGCAGACAGGAGGGGUCAUAGAUGCUGAAAGAGAAGCCAGGGCUCAGGAGCAACUUCAAGCUGAAGUCCAGAGGUAUAAAGCCAAAAUAGAAGAUCUGGAGAAAACUUUGGCUCAGAAAGGGCAGGACUCACACUGGGUGGAGGACAAGCAGCUUUUCAUUAAGAGGAACCAAGAGCUUUUAGACAAGAUAGAGAAAACGGAAGCAGAAAACAACCGGCUGCAGCAGGAGCUGCAGGACGCGCGCGACCAGAACGAGCUGCUGGAGUUCCGCAACCUCGAGCUGGAGGAAAGAGAGAGACGGUCCCCACCGUUUAAUCUCCAGAUUCACCCAUUCUCAGAUGGUGUGAGUGCUCUGCAGAUCUACUGCAUGAAGGAAGGGGUUAAGGAUGUCAGCAUCCCAGACCUUAUCAAGCAGUUAGACAUCCUAGGUGAUAAUGGGAAUUUAAGGAAUGAAGAACAAGUGGCCAUAAUUCAGGCUUCCACGGUAUUGUCCUUGGCAGAAAAGUGGAUCCAGCAGAUUGAGGGAGCUGAAGCUGCUCUGCAUCAGAAGAUGAUGGAACUGGAAAGUGAUAUGGAACAGUUUUGCAAAAUAAAAGGCUAUUUGGAGGAAGAAUUAGACUACAGGAAGCAAGCUCUUGACCAAGCAUACAUGAGGAUCCAGGAGCUUGAAGCCACCUUGUACAAUGCUUUGCAGCAAGAAACAGUGAUAAAGUUUGGGGAACUACUCACAGAAAAACAGCAGGAAGAGCUGAGGACAGCAGUAGAAAAGCUAAGACGUCAGAUGCUGAGGAAAAGCAGAGAAUACGAUUGCCAGAUUCUUCAGGAGAGGAUGGAGCUGCUCCAGCAGGCUCAUCAGAGGAUCCGAGAUUUAGAAGAUAAAACUGACAUCCAGAAGAGACAAAUUAAGGAUCUGGAGGAAAAGUUUCUAUUUCUAUUCUUGUUCUUCUCUCUUGCCUUUAUUCUUUGGCCUUGAUGUCAAUGUGCCUCUUGGAAAGAGUGCCCGACCACACAGAUAAGUCGUUAUAAAGGCAAAUGCUUCCACCCCUCAAUGAAGAGAAUAUUGUUUACACCUAUUUUCAAAAGUAUAAAAAUUAACAACCUGUAGCCAAGACUGCAAUCACCUUGUAUUUUAAAGCCAUCACUCAAAAUUUGUUACUGGACAGUUCCUGUCUAAAGCUAUGAUAUAUGCUGCAUCUAAUGAAAUCCUGUAUGUUGAAAUUGCAAAAGGGGAAGAAAAAUAAACUGACAACCUACAUCAUUUAGGAAGAACUUAAAGGGAAGGAACCACUUUCAGCUGAUCAAGUCAGUGUGUCUUGGGCAUGGAACCAAAGUUACAAUAGAAAGAUCUAUUCCUGCUGUGCAGGGAAAUCAUUUAAAUGUCACCCUGUCAUCUGACAAAUGGAUCAAAAAUGAACAGCUCAGAGUACGAGAAACUCAAGAGAUGCUGACAACAAAGUGUUCACUUUGAAGUGUGUGGCUUUCUCACUGCAGAGACUCCUGCUCUCCUUCUUUGGUUUUAACCUCAGGAACAAAUGACAGCUGCAAAGUGGAAGGAAGAAAGGAAGAAAAAAUCCAGUCUGGAUUAUUGCAGGAUGGGCAGGACAGGUCACCAUGUUUUGUGCUUGAGAUCGUAACACAGCACCACCUGCCUUGGCCAAGGCAUGGAAGAAGAGGGUGUCUGGCAUAAGGAGGGUUUCCAGUGGAGUUGAAGCCUUACCUCUCUUCACCAUCCCUCCAUGAAGAACAGCCUGUCUAUUACCAGAUACUUUUCAUACUCUUUAAAGACUGCCAUUGUGAUAAUAAUGACUAUGCUUGGUUUCACUGUAGAAUAACCACUGAGGAUCACUGAAUUGGACCUACAGAGUAGCUUCUGUGAAAGAAAAUGUUGAGGACAGGGCAGGGAGGAAGGCUAAUCCCCUUAUCCAUGUGACAUGAUUCACAAAGCAUCAGCUUCCAACUGUUUUGUCCCACCUUGGAAAAAAUGUUUUGGUUCAGCUUGUUGAUGGACUUCGUUAGUUGGCUUCCUGAUCAAUGAUACAUAGACCAAAAAUGGGGAAAAACUUUGUGAACACAACCUUAUUACAAAUAAGAAAUAUUGCUAAUCUGUUUAGAUUUUUCCACAGUUAAGAGUAACUAAAAGUAGUUUCAUCUCAAAGCAUUACUUACCUGUGUAAUCACAAAGCCUGGAACCCAGCUGUGGUGCCUCCUUGAGGUCAUAGGUCCGUGCAGCCCAGUACUCUUCCAGAGAUGUCCCUGAGGAGCAUAAUGCCUGCAGCAAUCACUGUGAGGGUCCUGUGCUGAAGGGAAGCAGUGCAGCAGCUGCACCUACCCUCCCUUUCUCACUGGUGGGCUGACAGUGCACUUCUCAGUGCCUCUGCUUUCGUUUCCCAGGGAAUGGAGUCCUGCCUGUUCAGACUUGGGGUUCCUGUGGCAAGGCUCUCUCUUCUGCAAUGGAGCCUUAAUUUUAACUGGAAGAAAUGGAUUUCUGUACUACAAACUAGAAAAUGAAGGGCCAGAAUACAGCUUGUGCAUUACUUACACCUUCAAAGCAGGGAUCACGUGUACCAACACCUUACGCACAUCAGAAGCUUUUUAAAGUGUUUUUCAAAGACCUUCUCCUUUGGUUGCCUGUUUACUCCUGUUUACUUUUACAGACGAAGCAGCUGAGCCACAAAGCAGUGAGGUCACUUGGCCAGAGCAACUCAGCACAGCAAAAGCAGUUUCUUAGCUGUAGGAGGGAGGAAGUUCCUCCAGUAUCAAGGAUGCCUGCCCCUCACAGAUAACUUUUUUUUUUUUUUUUUUUUUUUUUCCCCAGAAUAACUUUUAAUCAGUAAUAUUCAUUUUCUGAGCUGCAUUGAAAUUCUGGGCUCAGUUUCUCCACAAAGACUGCUAACAUCCUUAUUGCUUGAGUGCCAGGACAUAGUGUUAAGCCUUCCAUUGAAGAUUAGAGGUUAUUAGCCAGUGAUUUUUUUAUCCUGGUCCUUAAAAUUAAUUAAAAUUAUAGAAUAACCAGAUCUUCUUCAAACACUCUGGUUCAGUCAAGCGAUUUACUGAGUUCUGGCACCAAGCUGUAUGUUUGCUGGUUCAUUUUUUAAAGAAAUAGGCCUGUAGGUAGAUAUGUGCAGGCACAUUGCAUGCUUCUUGUUCAAGUUCCUUUUCCCUAGCAGAAGACUCUGUGCAUAAGGUGGACCCAAAUGUACAUGUUCUUUCCACAAGCUAGCAGUUCAGUCCUAAAGCUCUGGAGUCGGGCCCACUCCUGUGACAGCUGGAAAUCACUGAGAAGCGUAACUACAGCUUGUUAGCUACAAACAGGGGGCUUUUUCUAUGGUUAUUCCUCCUUCUCACCUCUGUUGCAGCAUCAGGUAAUUUCACACCUUCAGGCUGCUUUCCUCAGUGUUAGAGCUGGCAGUUAAAGCAGAGUUCUUGCAGAAGAAUGAGCAGCAUUUGAUUUCAGUGAUGGUGCAGUAACUUCCACCGCUGGUUUGGUUUAAAAAAAAAACAA
Oenanthe melanoleuca is the source of this 5308-nucleotide messenger RNA. It is a transcript of the gene JAKMIP2, whose product is annotated as janus kinase and microtubule interacting protein 2. Gene Ontology annotation, molecular function: microtubule binding; kinase binding. The coding region runs from base 317 to 2779 and encodes 820 amino acids. The record is from RefSeq and is a predicted model, not a curated record. NCBI's taxonomy places the organism in Eukaryota, Metazoa, Chordata, Aves, Passeriformes, Muscicapidae. The transcript has 22 exons.